GAACUGGGAAUCCCCGACAGCGUGCUCGGGUUAACUCAUCAUAAUAUUUUGGUUUCCUCGACGGUUUUAGCUGUCUUUGACAUCAAAUUCUCCAGUCUGUGCUCUUCCUUAUGUUUCUCUCACUCGACGAAAGGUUAAAAAAAUAUAUGGAAGAGCCCAGUUUUAAAAUGGAGAGCCUGCCGCAGAGUCAAGACUCAGUCGACACGUUCAGAGAGCUGUGGGGGGAUCUAAUAACUACCAAAAGCGAAGUGAAGGAUCUGAAAGAUCUGAAUUUGCACCAAACUUCUGACAUUUCCACUAUUCCUCCUGAAAACCAUUUGCGUAAUGAUUGGGUGCAACAGGACCAAUUACAUUUUCUGGAUUCAAACUUGACCACGUUUGACUUCCUCAUGCUGGAUUCUGCAAAUUCCAAUGGGAUGAUGACCGACUUGGUUAAUCCACCGUCCUCCACCGUUCCGGUUACGACUGACUAUCCAGGCGACUACUUCUUGGAGCUUCAGUUUCAGAAGUCUGGGAUGGCCAAGUCGGUCACUUCAACAUUUUCAGAGAGUUUGAAGAAGCUCUACUGUCAGCUGGCCAAGACGACUCCCAUCGAGGUUCUAGUCAGCAUCGAGCCCCCCCCGGGGGCCAUUCUCAGGGCCACCGCAGUGUAUAAGAAGUCUGAGCACGUGGCAGAAGUCGUCAAAAGAUGCCCACACCACCAAACCGAAGACGCUUCAGAGAACCGGAGCCAUCUGGUCCGACUGGAGGGCAACCAGCUGGCUCAGUACUUUGAGGAUCCAAACACAAAUAGGCAAAGUGUGACUGUGCCUUACGAGCCCCCGCAGUUGGGCUCAAAAACGACCACCAUACUGCUGAGCUUUAUGUGCAACAGCUCCUGCAUGGGGGGCAUGAACCGUCGCCCCAUCCUCACCAUCCUGACUCUGGAGGCCCCGGAUGGUUGCGUUUUGGGCCGGAGGUGCUUCGAAGUCCGUGUCUGUGCGUGUCCAGGCCGGGACCGCAAGACCGAAGAGGAAAACGCAGCCAAGACGCAAAGCGGUGCCAAACAAACAAAGAAACGAAAGAACGACCCCAUGCCGGGCCCAUCCUCUUUGACCACUAACGUGAAGAAGAAGUCUGGAUCAAGUGGAGAGGAGGAGGACAAGGAGAUCUUCACCCUGCGUGUUCAAGGACGCGAGCGUUACGAGAUGCUGAAGAAAAUCAACUCUGGCCUCGAGAUGUUCGAUGACAGAAAACGGCUGAAUCAAGGGAAGAAUUUCCAGAAGAAAAACCAAAAAAAGUAGUUCUCUGAAGCUGUUCAUGUUGAAGCCUUUGAGUUGCCUGUGAAAGCCAAAACGCUGCCUUCUCUGAACGACUCACUGCCGUUUGUCUGAGACGACCCCGGUCCUUUUUGUCGAUCCGACAGCUUCGGCCCGCUUUAGCAGCCGAUUGUUUCCAGUCCAGCUGAAAUCAGGUGUGUUAUUCAGCGAAACGGAUCUACUGUGUGUUCACGAAGCUGUAAAUGGAUAAUUUUUUUCUAAUCAAGGAUCACCGGAGCUCGUUUUACGUGAUAUAGGAAUUGGAAUCCUAUUUAGUUGUUUUUCUUUUAAAAGUAGAUUUUGUAGCUGAGGGACUGGCUGGUUCAUCCCUCAAUUAUAAAUGUUUUUCUACACCGGGCAAUAACUGCUGAGAACAGACGAUAGUUUGAAACCC
This is a messenger RNA of Nematolebias whitei (Rio pearlfish), 1692 nucleotides long. RefSeq names its product cellular tumor antigen p53. Gene Ontology annotation, biological process: apoptotic process; regulation of transcription by RNA polymerase II; protein tetramerization. The record is from RefSeq and is a predicted model, not a curated record. The transcript has 12 exons. Gene Ontology annotation, cellular component: nucleus. The coding region runs from base 111 to 1283 and encodes 390 amino acids. Lineage: Eukaryota; Metazoa; Chordata; Actinopteri; Cyprinodontiformes; Rivulidae. Gene Ontology annotation, molecular function: RNA polymerase II cis-regulatory region sequence-specific DNA binding; DNA-binding transcription factor activity, RNA polymerase II-specific.